CGGGGCUCAGCGGCGGACCUGAGACCUGGGGCGCUAGGCGCGCGGAGCCAGAGCCGGAGCAGCAGCCGCAACUGCAGCCGGGGGACCGCAGGGGCCGAGUCGGAGAAAGCGCAGCUCGCGGGUGAGCGCCACCCGGAGUCCCGCGCGCAACUUCCAGGGCGCACUCGGCGGGCGGCCGCGGCGCUGCCGCUACCCGGCGCGGGGCAGCAUGGAGGCCACGGAGAAGCAGCACCUGUUGGACGCCAGGCCCGUAGUCCGGCCAUACAUGGGAUCUCUGUGGCAGGAGGGGGCUGGCUGGAUCCCUCUGUCCCGACCUGGUCUGGACUUGCAGGCCAUUGAGCUGGCUGUGGAGAGCAAUCAUUACUGCCAUGCUCCGAAGAGUCCUAGCAGUGACUGUGACCCCAAGAAGGGGCAGGCCCGGCGCCAGCUCUACAUAGCCUCUGCCAUCUGCCUGGUGUUCAUGAUCGGAGAAGUCAUAGGUGGGUACCUGGCACACAGCUUGGCUGUCAUGACCGACGCAGCACACCUGCUCACUGACUUUGCCAGCAUGCUCAUCAGCCUCUUCUCCCUCUGGAUGUCCUCCCGGCCAGCCACCAAGACCAUGAACUUUGGCUGGCAGAGAGCUGAGAUCCUGGGAGCCCUGCUUUCUGUGCUGUCCAUCUGGGUGGUGACCGGAGUACUGGUGUACCUGGCUGUGGAGCGGCUGAUCUCUGGGAACUAUGAGAUUAACGGGGGGACCAUGCUGAUCACGUCGGGCUGCGCUGUGGCUGUGAACAUCAUAAUGGGGUUGACCCUUCACCAGUCUGGCCACGGGCACAGCCACAACACCAGCCAGCAGCAAGAGAACCCCAGCGUCCGAGCUGCCUUCAUCCAUGUGAUUGGGGACUUUCUACAGAGCGUGGGUGUCCUAGUAGCAGCCUAUAUUUUAUACUUCAAGCCAGAAUACAAGUAUGUAGACCCCAUCUGCACCUUCCUCUUUUCCGUCCUGGUCCUGGGGACAACCUUGACCAUCCUGAGAGAUGUGAUCGUGGUGUUGAUGGAAGGGACCCCCAAGGGCAUGGACUUCACAGCUGUUCGGGAUCUGCUGCUGUCGGUGGAGGGGGUGGAAGCCCUGCACAGCCUGCAUAUCUGGGCCCUGACUGUGGCCCAGCCUGUUCUGUCUGUCCACAUCGCCAUUGCUCAGAAUACAGAUGCCCAGGCCGUGCUGAAGACAGCCAGCAGCUGCCUCCAGGGGAAGUUCCACUUCCACACCGUGACCAUCCAGAUUGAGGACUACUCGGAGGACAUGAAGGACUGUCAGGCAUGCCAGGGCCCCUCGGACUGACUGCCUGGCCAGCUGCCAACUGGGCAUGGACAGGACCUGCAGGUGGCUGGACUGAGUGUCCCCCAGGCCCAGCCAGGACUUUGCCUACCCAACCUGUGGUAUAAACCGGGCCCCCCUCCUGACCUCUGCUUCAUGUUCAGUACAGAGCCUUGCCCCAUUUCAGGAAUAGAGCUCUUCCCUGCCUCCCCCAUCUGACUACAGCCAGUGCCAGGGUGGGGACUCAGCAGGUAUACAACUAGUGUGACCCUGUUCCUCCAGCCCCCGGGCUAGGUCUGGAAAGGCUGUGUUUGGGCCUAAUCCUCAGCAGAUGUCGCUCUACCAUUCGCAGGGACAAGGUAGUAAGCCACGGAACGUCCAAGGGGAGGCUGGCCCCAGUGCACCCCUACGGCCUGCUUUGUUCCCCAUUUCAGCCUGGCUGGCCUUUGCCUUUAUGACUCUGAGCCCUUUCCUCUGCCUUUAGCAAUAGGGUUUAAGGAGGUCACAGGGGUGAGGACCCGACUCUCAUUCCACCUGAGGCAGGGAGCCAGGAGGCACCUGAGGCUUGUCUGUGCCUUAGUCACCUCGGCUAUGAACCAAAUGUCCCCUUUCCGGGAGAGGAGAGGCUUCUUCCUAGAUAAGGGGCUGGUUUCCUCUUUCCUUAUGCCCUCAGCUGUGCCAAUACAAAAAAGAACUUUGGUACAGAUGGUGGUGGGGGGGCAUACAGAGAUUUCCUGGGUUCUGCAUUAACAGCCUGUAAGCCCUCUGGCACUUCUGUGGCCCUGACAGUGUCCCCGGGGAUUCCAAGCCUCCGGAAAGAUACAGUGGGCCAGCUCUGCUGCCUACCUGGCCUGACCCAGUCGGAGCCUGGGUGUGGAGGAGGGAGAGGGAGAGAAGCGGGGCUGCCCUCGGCCCAGAGGCCAGCUAGGAGGGAGACCACGGCUUCCUGGGGCUUGUGUGUGAAGAUUUCCAACUUAGGGGUGGCUUGUGUUUACAAGACGAAAGAGGGGAGACCUGUCCCCAGCUCAUCCAGACAACUUACUCAGUUAUCAGGGAGUCCUGUGUCACAGGGUCUGUCUCUGCCAUUGUAAGCAAGUGCCUUGGGUGAGUUGGCCAAGGACCUGUGGUUGUUGUAUGGUUACUUUCAUCACCCUGGAGGCAGGGAACUCUGUGGCCUGAGGCUGCCUUACUGAGGAGUCAUGAGGGCUUCCCAGCCUCCCCAGGGGCAGCAAGUUUGUCUUGACUCUGAUUUGGCCCAAGGUGGGAGGAGGUGGGUUUGGUCACUUGCCUCCCACUUUAAAUCUCUGUCUUUUCAUCUGUGAAACGACCUCUUUGUGCCUUCCCAGCACUGUCAUCUUGAUCGCCUGUGUUCUAGGUCAGUGGGUCUUUCAGCCCCUCCAGGUCUAUGUGGGGGAGGGGUGGGGGUUGCCGGCGGCUGCUCCAUUCUACCACGAUCUCAAGGGACUCAACCCUCUGACCGUCCCCUGCCGUGCCCAAGUCAUGGCAGGCCCCCAGGAACUUGAUCCUGGGCUUUGUUCUGUGCCAAGUCCUUACAUCCCUCUCAAGAGACAUCAUUGGCUGGGCGUGGUGGCUCACGCCUGUAAUCCCAGCACUUUGGGAGGCUGAGGCAGGCAGAUGACUUGAGGCAAGGAGUUCAAGACCAGCCUGGCCAACAUGGGGAAACCUCAUUUGUACUAAAAAUACAAAAAUUAGCCAA
Callithrix jacchus (white-tufted-ear marmoset) is the source of this 3017-nucleotide messenger RNA. It is a transcript of the gene SLC30A2, whose product is annotated as solute carrier family 30 member 2. Gene Ontology annotation, biological process: response to zinc ion; zinc ion transmembrane transport. Gene Ontology annotation, molecular function: zinc ion transmembrane transporter activity. Gene Ontology annotation, cellular component: plasma membrane. The record is from RefSeq and is a predicted model, not a curated record. Lineage: Eukaryota; Metazoa; Chordata; Mammalia; Primates; Cebidae.